UAAUUACUUGUAAUUAUCAAUAGUAACGUCACGAAAAUAGGAGCGAUGGUGAAUAUAUAAAUUGAUUGGAUUGCGGACGAUUAAUUUAGAUAAGAGUUAUAUUCACAUAUGAAUAAGUGACGUGAGGACAAUGAUGGCUAAGAUAAAUAAUUAUACGUGUCCUAUGGCUGUCGCUAUGGCUGGUUGGUUUGUUUUAAUUAUUUUUAUUAAUACUGUGUAUGCUGAUGAUUUGUCAUCGUCAUUGACUGCCAGCGGAAUUCCCACGACUACUGAAACCAGUUCUCACUCAAAUGCUUUCUUAGAUUCUGUGGAAAAGGAUGACUCUAAUUUGAAUGAUAAAACACAAACAACAUCAUCACCAAUUGUACUGCAGCCAAAUAUAACAGGCGCUUUAGAUGUUGGCCAAGGACUUUUAGUACCGUUGGUACCAGUGGUAGAUCCCACUGCAAAUAAAACCUCAGCAAGUCCUCUGGUAGCGAGUCUUUUACCAGUAGCCGUCGAAUCAGUUCCUCCGACAGAUCAAUCUGAUGAAUCAAAGGAUGGAUCUGAUUCCAGUUCGGCUGAGAUAAAAGAUGACAUGGAUGUUGCUGAAGACAUUAUCUUUAGACCGCUAUUUAGGUAUCGUCAAGAGGUUGCUGCUCGUCAAUCAAAGUCUUACAAUCAGAGAUAUUAUCAGCCAUACAUAUAUGCGUAUCGCAAGCGUCCGAAUUAUUAUAAUUAUGACGACGCAGACUAAUCUGUAUAGUUUAUUAUACAAUUAAUGUAAAUAAUUAUCUCAGUAUUGUCAAUAGCAUCCAAAA
Microplitis mediator is the source of this 800-nucleotide messenger RNA. RefSeq lists its product as uncharacterized. Bases 131 to 736 code for a protein of 201 amino acids. The transcript is spliced from 4 exons. The record is from RefSeq and is a predicted model, not a curated record. NCBI's taxonomy places the organism in Eukaryota, Metazoa, Arthropoda, Insecta, Hymenoptera, Braconidae.